UUUAUUCGCGAGGGUAUGACGUAGAAGCACACGCGGAAACUGUUUACCCUAGCAGCGAGCGCUCGUUUGAGCAGCUUUUCGAGGAAAAACACGUUUUUUAAAAUCAUUUUCUAAAGUGUUUCGUGUUAAAGUUAACUAGUCAUAAUGGGAAAAGCGGAUUUUCUUUCACCCAAAGCGAUAAGUAACCGAAUAAAAGCCAAAGGUCUACAGAAGUUGAGAUGGUAUUGCCAGAUGUGUCAGAAACAAUGCAGGGACGAGAACGGAUUUAAGUGUCACUGCAUGUCCGAGUCCCACCAGAGGCAGCUACUGCUGGCCUCUGAGAACCCCACCAAGUUCAUGGACUACUUCUCAGAUGAAUUCAAAAGUGACUUCCUGGAGCUGCUCAGGAGACGAUUUGGGACCAAGCGAGUACACAACAACAUCGUCUACAAUGAGUACAUCAGUCACCGGGAGCACAUCCAUAUGAACUCCACGCAGUGGGAGACUCUGACCGACUUCACCAAGUGGCUGGGCAGAGAGGGUUUUUGCAAAGUUGAUGAAACCCCCAAAGGCUGGUACAUCCAGUACAUCGACCGCGACCCAGAGACCAUCCGACGCCAAGAGGAGCAGGCGAGAAAGAAGAAACAGGAGCUUGACGACGAGGAGAGGAGUGCCAGAAUGAUCGAGGAGCAGGUCCGCAAAGGCCGUGAAGGCAAAGGCACUGAUGAAACUCCAGUCUACACAGAGCUCAAACGGGAGAGUGAGGAAGAAAAAGUUGCUUUCAACUUGGGUGCCUGUUCUUCUGUCGCUGGCCCCUCCAAAUCAAGUUCGGUUCUGGGUGCUAGUGCGCUUAAAGCAGCAUCAUCUUCGUCUUCGACCUCAGUAAAAAGGAAAGACUCCAGCUCAGACUUCAGAGGAGGGGAAAAGAAGAAGAAAUCAGCUUUGGAGGAGAUCAUAGAGAUGGAGAAGAAAAAACAACAGCAGCAGCAGCCGGUGAGAACUGAUGACUGGCUGCAGCCCAAUAUUAUAGUAAAAGUAAUCACCAAAAGACUGGGGGAGAAAUACCACAAAAAGAAGGCUGUCAUCAUGGAGGUACGAGACAAAUACACCGCAGUGGUAAAAAUGAUCGACUCUGGAGACAAACUGAAACUGGACCAGAAUCACUUAGAGACAGUUAUACCUGCCCCAGGUAAACGAGUUUUGAUCCUGAACGGUCCUUACAGAGAUAUGGAGGCUCUGCUAGAGGGCAUUGAUGAAAAACAUUUCAGCGCUGCACUCACUCUUGACUCUGGACCUCAGAAAGGAAAGAGAGUGGACAUUGCCUACGAGGAUUUCUCAAAACUGGCCUGAAUAAGCAUACUUCCUGUUUAAACCUCAGGUAGCUUUUUAGCUGAAGGACUCUACUGUGUCAGAGUUUAUUCCCCGGGAAUCUCUUGUGUAUGUCCCAUAUUUCACCUGCUUGAACAAACCAGAAGAACUUUGAGCAGUUUGUUUUUGUUUGUUUUUAUUUAGUAUUUGAGUCAGUUUUGACAUUUCAGAUGUAUAUUUUCUCAAAAUAAAUUUGACAAAAGUUA
Maylandia zebra (zebra mbuna) is the source of this 1553-nucleotide messenger RNA. RefSeq names its product Kin17 DNA and RNA binding protein (gene kin). Gene Ontology annotation, molecular function: double-stranded DNA binding. Gene Ontology annotation, cellular component: nucleus. Gene Ontology annotation, biological process: DNA damage response; DNA replication. Lineage: Eukaryota; Metazoa; Chordata; Actinopteri; Cichliformes; Cichlidae. The record is from RefSeq and is a predicted model, not a curated record.